This is a messenger RNA of Ailuropoda melanoleuca (giant panda), 456 nucleotides long. RefSeq names its product prolactin releasing hormone (gene PRLH). Bases 98 to 361 code for a protein of 87 amino acids. Gene Ontology annotation, biological process: feeding behavior; G protein-coupled receptor signaling pathway; response to peptide hormone. NCBI's taxonomy places the organism in Eukaryota, Metazoa, Chordata, Mammalia, Carnivora, Ursidae. The transcript is spliced from 3 exons. The record is from RefSeq and is a predicted model, not a curated record. Gene Ontology annotation, molecular function: prolactin-releasing peptide receptor binding; neuropeptide hormone activity.
CGCCACCACACGCUGGCCGCCGCCCUGUGGGGACCCACAGCUGUGCCCUCCCGUGCAGGAUCCCACCUCAAGCGGGGCCUGAGCAAGGAGCCGGGUGAUGAAGGCUUUGCAGGCCUGGCUCGUGUGCCUGCUGCUGCUGGGCCUGGCCCUGAAGGGGGCCGCCGGCCAAGCCCACCAGCAUUCCAUGGAGAUCCGCACCCCCGACCUCGAUCCUGCCUGGUACACGGGCCGCAGAAUCAGGCCUGUGGGCCGCUUCGGCCGGAGGAGAGCGGCCCUGGGGGACGCAGCAAAGCCGAGUCUCUGGCACCAGCCCGCCUGCUUCCCUCUGCAAGGAGGCGCCCAGCCCGCCCAGGAUGGGUGACAGCCCAGCCCACGGAGGAGUAACUCCGGGAGCCAUCCCCCAGCCUCCUCCCCACCAUGGGCCACUUCCCCUUCGAUCCUAAUAAAAGCAGCUGU